Molecule: messenger RNA, 327 nt
Organism: Ostertagia ostertagi
Lineage: Eukaryota; Metazoa; Nematoda; Chromadorea; Rhabditida; Trichostrongylidae
Source: the annotation of a GenBank genome assembly
AUGAUGAGUAUUUUUUCGUAUAAUGGAAUACACAAACAUCGAAAAGUCGUCGUAAUAGCAAGCUCACGUAUUUUUUGUUUAAUUUUAUGUUCAUUCCAGACACUAAUGAGUCUUUCCUUCCUGUUUAUGUCGUGUAACAUUUAUUCUGAUCUAUGGCUUGGUCUCUCGCUGAAUGGCCGCGCCUAUGCUGCACUGGAUCACACCAAAUUUCUCGGUGCCUCGAUUGGACAAUGGAUUAUUCAAAACAUGGCGCAUCCAAAUGUUGUGGCUCUUGGAGGUAAAAUAAUGACGGUUGCGUGUUUGAUAAGAAUUGCGGCUCGAUCCUGA